This is a messenger RNA of Rosa chinensis, 2614 nucleotides long. RefSeq names its product flavonoid 3'-monooxygenase CYP75B137. The transcript is spliced from 3 exons. The record is from RefSeq and is a predicted model, not a curated record. Gene Ontology annotation, molecular function: heme binding; oxidoreductase activity, acting on paired donors, with incorporation or reduction of molecular oxygen; iron ion binding. The coding region runs from base 350 to 1891 and encodes 513 amino acids. Lineage: Eukaryota; Viridiplantae; Streptophyta; Magnoliopsida; Rosales; Rosaceae.
GCAAGAAAAAAUAGGACCUAUGCAGUACUGGUUGCCACUAAAUGCUACAGAAUGAGUACAUAAUUAACAAGCUUGCAAAUCUGCAGCUAUCCUGAGCCCUCAACUUAACUAGCUCCCAGUUACAACCUCGACGUCCGGUAUCUAUUUCAUCCCAUAAGAAACAAUAGUAUGCGAUUCACGAUCGUUUUCUUCUGCCGGCCAAACCAACCAACGCCGCAAGAAGCUAAACCCCAAACUUAACCCAACUAGAUAGAUAGAUCCCAUAGCCACACAACGAAUCAACCACUCUCUCAUAGCACAUUAAUUUGUCUACUCCAGACGUCCCCCCUCCCUAGUUCACUUUUUAGUCAUGCAAUUCUGGUCGGAAUCCGAUUCCGGAAGCAGCGGACCUUGGAGCGUGGUGAUCACGCUCUCCCUCGCUGUCCUUUGGUACGCGUGGCUCUACUUCAAGAGUUCAGACUCUAACUCGCCGCUGCCGCCGGGUCCACUCCCUCUUCCAUUAGUCGGGAACCUUCUCUCUCUGGACCCGGAGCUCCACUCCUACUUCGCGGGCCUGGCCCACACCUACGGCCCAAUCUACAAGCUCCGCCUCGGCACCAAGCUCUGCAUCGUCGUCACCUCCCCCUCCGUCGCCCGCGAGGUCCUCAAGGACCAUGACGUCACCUUCGCCAACCGCGACGUCCCCGCCGCCGGCCGGGCCGCCUCCUACGGAGGAUCAGACAUCGUGUGGACCCCCUACGGCCCGGAGUGGCGGAUGCUGCGGAAGGUCUGCGUGCUCAAGAUGCUCAGCAACACCACGCUCGACUCGGUCCACGAGCUGCGGCGGAACCAGGUCCGGCGAACGGUCGGGUUCUUCUACGGUCGGGUGGGGUCGCCGGUGGACGUGGGCGAGCAGAUGUUCCUGACGGUGAUGAACGUGAUCACGAACAUGCUGUGGGGCCGGACGGUGCAGGACGAUGGGUCCGGGCUCGGGGCGGAGUUCCGGCAAGUGGUGGGGGAGAUGACGGAGCUGCUGGCGAAGCCGAACGUUUCGGACUUUUAUCCGGGUUUGGCCCGGUUUGACUUGCAAGGCGUGUUCAAGCAGAUGGAGGGCUUAGGGAAGAGGUUCGACGCGAUAUUCGAGAGAGUGAUAGAUCAACGGCUGAGGAUGGAGAGGGAAGGCGCGAAGGAGGAGGGGAGUAAAGAUUUUUUGACUUUUUUACUGCGGUUAAAAGAGGAGGGAGAUUCCAAGACGCCGUUUACUAUGACCCACCUCAAAGCCUUGCUUAUGGAUAUGGUUGUGGGCGGGACGGACACAUCCUCCAACACAAUUGAAUUUGCAAUGUCGGAAGUUAUGAACAAACCAGAAGUGUUACAAAAAGUCCAGCAAGAAUUAGAAGCUGUAGUUGGCAAAAACUGCAUUGUAGAAGAGUCUCACAUUCACAAGCUACCGUACUUAUAUGCAGUGAUGAAAGAAACACUGCGCUUGCACCCAGUUCUGCCUCUAUUAGUCCCACAUUGCCCAAGUGAGACAUGCACUGUGGGAGGCUAUACCAUUCCAAAGGGGUCUAGGAUUUUUGUUAAUGUUUGGGCUAUACAUAGAGACCCUUCUAGUUGGGAAAACCCAUUGGAGUUUGAUCCAGCUAGAUUCUUGGAUAGUAAAUGGGAUUACAGUGGGAGUGACUUCAAGUAUUUUCCUUUUGGGUCUGGGAGAAGAAUAUGUGCAGGGAUAGCAAUGGCUGAGAGGAUGGUGAUGCAUUCUCUUGCUACACUGCUGCAUUCUUUUGAUUGGAAACUGCCACAGGGAGAGAAGUUGGAUCUUUCGGAGAAGUUUGGUAUUGUAUUGAAGAAGAAGAUACCUUUGGUUGCCAUCCCAACUCCAAGGUUGUCAGAUCCAGCACUCUAUGAGUAGCCGACAAGGGUUUGAGAAUUUCUUCUCAUUCGGCGGCGCUCAAGGCCGGUGCUGGUUCGCCUCGCCGCUAAUGGGCUGUUACCGGACGGGUGAUUGAAUGCUAUGUGCUCGAGGAGUUCCAGAGAGAGGUUUUGACUCGAUGACAAGUUCUAGGUGAGAUCUCUAGGUGUUUGGUGCUCUGUGCAGAGACGGGCGCAUCGGCGUGGGGUUUUGCUGAACUCGCGGUGGAAGAUCUAGCGGGAGGUGUGUGGUGAUUGCUUUCUCCAAGUUUGGCGAGCUUAGUGGGAUGCUGGGUUUGGUGCCGAAUCCUCCUAUUACGGUGUGGAGACUGCGCGGCAGGGCGCGACGGACUGGAGGCAUGGAUGGUGGUGGAGGGAUCUGGCAGAGCUGCCCGGAAAACUGUUCACUGUGGAGAUGGCGGCUGGGCUUGUCUCAGCCAUUCCAGUUGGCCAUGCGUUGGGUCUUUCUUUUGGGAUUGCCCUUUUGGGCUUGGUUAAUUGGACUGGGGUGCUUUUUCCUAGACCCAUUCUUAUGUUUUUAGUUUUUCUAAUUACAAUAAUUUCCUUGUUUUAGGAAGUUAAGCACUGAUGUGCACUCUAUGUCUCUCUAGCGCCUCUAGAGUAGUACCAAAGGAGGGUCUCCGCUACCUCUACGUAUUUGAAUGUAUAAUGAGUAUGUCUAUUUUUAUGUACCAUUUGUGGGUAUUACCACUAUCUUCUUGUC